This is a messenger RNA of Miscanthus lutarioriparius, 801 nucleotides long. The record is from the annotation of a GenBank genome assembly. NCBI's taxonomy places the organism in Eukaryota, Viridiplantae, Streptophyta, Magnoliopsida, Poales, Poaceae.
AUGGCCUUGGAGGUGUGCCUGUCUCCUGACGCGCUCGGCAAGCUAAUCGCCGACGAGGAGUUCAUAGAGGCAGGCACGGGCCUCAGGAUGCAAUCUUUGGUCCGGAAUGUCUGCCGAGCCGGAAGCCGUGGAGCUGCAGCGAGGCUCCUGGAGCUUGCCGCUGCUCCCGUAGCCGCGGUUCAGCCGGGGGUGGCGCAGCCAUCCUCGGCCGUCAAACACCUCAGGCAGCCGUACGGGUUCGCUCGUCCGACCGGGAUAGAUCAAUCCGUGCGUGUGCAGAGCCGGGCCCUUCCUGCCGCCGCCGCCUCCGGUUUCGGUCUCUGCGCAAAAGUUCUCGGUGCGACGAGGGGUUUGUCGACUGUGGGGAAUGCGGCUGAGUUUGCUUCUGAUUCUGACGAUUCCACCUCUCCUGCGGUUGAGCACCCUCCACGCAUCAAGUUCAAGAGGCCUGAUAAGACCGCCAGGCACAUUAUGAAUAUCCUGAACAAAGAGGCAGUCGAAAAGGUCCGCUCGGAGAGGGAGAUUCCUGAUGUACAGCCUGGAUGUAUGAUUCAGAUGAGAUUGCAAGUUCCUGAGAACAAACGGCGCGAAUUGACAUUGAGAGGGAUUGUACUGGGAAGGCGCAAUGCUGGGAUCAAUACAACCUUCAGAUUGCGUAGAUUAGUGGCUGGCGUUGGAGUCGAGUCUGUCUUUCCACUCUACUCGCCAAACAUCAAAGAAAUCAAGAUCUUGGACAGGAAGAAAGUCAGGAGAGCCAAGCUGUAUUACCUGAGGGACAGGGUGAACGCACUUAAAAAAUGA